Messenger RNA from Zootermopsis nevadensis, 10164 nucleotides. The record is from RefSeq and is a predicted model, not a curated record. NCBI's taxonomy places the organism in Eukaryota, Metazoa, Arthropoda, Insecta, Blattodea, Termopsidae.
CUGCUGCAAAGAAUUCAGGGAUUUGAACAUUUCUACAUUGAUAUAUAAAAUUUUAAUGAACAUGAGUGCAAUUUAAACUUAAUGCGGAUUUAUAUUGUUUUUUUACGUCCGCUUUGGCAGCAAACCCAUCCUAAGAAUUCCGUGUUGUAGGGAUGGGACAAGUUUAUAUGUGUGGAGGCUGAGUACCUCGAAAAUCAGGGCUAAUACAAAACGGCUAAGGUGAUUUAUUUUCACGCUAUGACAAUAAGGAGGGCUUAAUGUUAUUACAAUUCAGGCCCAUUUUACUUAGUAGACCAUAGAACAUCAGCAUACCACUUUGUAUUAUUAUUUAGUUUUAUUUGAAACAGUCGACGGAAAUGACUAAAACCAAAAUAUGGAAGUUUGGUUCUUCAUCCAAAACAUGAGCAGUCUAUCGCUUCGUGUGCUUCCUAGUGGUAAAGCUGUAAAUGAUGCGGUCUUACUGGAAUGUUGGUAACACAGCAUUACAUUUGGCAGUCAUGCUGGGCAGGAAAGAAUGUGUCCACUUGUUACUUGCACAUGGAGCACCUGUUAAAGUCAAGAAUCUUGCAGGUUGGAGUCCUCUGGCAGAAGCCAUUAGUUAUGGUGACAGACAGACAAUUUCAUCACUUGUACGCAAACUGAAACAGCAGGCUAGGGAACAAAUGGAAGAAAGGAGACCAAACCUUGUUUCAGCUCUCAAUCAAAUGGGUGACUUUUAUAUGGAACUCAAAUGGGACUUCCAAAGCUGGGUACCACUAGUAUCAAGGAUUCUUCCAUCGGAUAUUUGCAGAAUUCACAAACGUGGGUCAUCUAUUCGUCUUGACACUACACUGGUAGAUUUCAAUGAUAUGAGGUGGGAACGUGGAGAUAUCUCGUUCUUGUUCAAUGGAGAUCGGAAACCCAACCUUUCCUUAACAGUUUUGGACAAUAAGGCUGAACUAUAUCAGCGUGUACGAUAUGAGGAGACAGAGAUGGAAAUUGAGGAUGAAGUGGAUAUCUUAAUGAGCAGUGAUAUUAUGGCGGCACAAAUGUCAACAAAGUCCAUAACAUUCACAAGGGCACAGACAGGGUGGAUAUUCAGGGAAGACAGGAAGGAGAUGGUUGGGCCAUUCCAUUCAGAGUUUUAUGUCAUCAAUGGUAUGCUUCUCGAGUCGCGGAAAAGGCGGGAGCACCUCUCAGAAGAGGACCUGCAGAAGAACAAAGCCAUUAUGGAAAGUUUUACCAAAGGCAGUACACAGGGUUUUGAUAACAAUGGAGAGCCUGUACGGAGGCCAUCAUUGUCACCCCCACCAGAGAGCAAAGUAUCAUGGGAGGAAUAUAUAGGAAGUGAACCUGGAAACCAUCCAACAUUAGGGCGAAAUCUUGUAUACAAAGAAACCAGCAAAGCAUUCAAGGCUACUGUUGCUAUGAGUCCUGACUUCCCGUUGUCUGUGGAUAUGCUGCUGAAUGUACUAGAAGUGAUUGCUCCUUUUAAACACUUCAGUAAGCUGAGAGAAUUUGUUCUUAUGAAGCUACCUCCAGGCUUUCCAGUCAAAAUAGAUAUUCCGAUCCUACCCACUGUUACAGCUAAAAUCACAUUCCAGGAAUUUGCGUUUCGGAAUGACAUCAAGGCUGAACUCUUUGAAAUACCAUCACAUUACAUAGAAGACCCAACAAGGUUUCCUGACUUAUGACGAUUUGAUCAGUUGAUGCUGAUUGAAAUUAAUUAUCGUCGUCCUCUGAUUAGAACCAAUCACCAUACCCCACGAAGUUUUCAUCGUCAUCAUGUCCACCAUCACCACCUCCACCACAGAUCUGCAAAUCCAGUAUUGAAACAUCCUACUGGUUGCAAAGUUGGCAGCACUGUUACCAAACAUAGUCACUACGGUACAAAUGACGUCACUUAUGAAAAUGAUUUUGAGUUUAACUGUAGCAGCAAAUCUCUGCAAGAUAAUGUGGUCACAAGUGGCAAUGUUAUAAAUAGACAUGGUGUCAGUGGGGGUCUGGAGUGUGGUUCUGCUCUGUGUUUGAUGUGGUCUGGCACCCAUGGUGAGUCAUUGACUGGAGGUAGCAGUCGUGUCUGUUUUCCAAAACUUUGUGCAUCAGGAAAUCAGUUAGCAUCUGCUGGAAAUGGAGAUGUAAAUGUAUGUCUUUCUGUUUCUCAUCAAGUGGCUCUAGAGUUUCCAUUAACCCUAAGCCUAGGAAGCAGCUAUUCAAGUCACUGUGUCUUGUAUCUUGAUAAGACCACUUCUCCCUAAACUGUACAUCAUUUUAUGUCAAUUUCUGCAGUGUUAAACAUCCAGAGAACUGAAAUAUUUGACAGAAUCUGUCAUUAACCGUAUUUAAGAUGCUGAUAUUUCCAAACACCUGAAAACACUUGAACUGUUUAAGAAAAACAUUUGUGGAGUUCAUGUUGGUUACAUUAUGAGUUAAAUAUGGCACCUUGUUUUGUGUUGAUAAAUACUUAGAAACCUUUAUCAUGUUUGUUCUUAUUUCUUUUAUAACCCAGCUAUUGUAGUCUCGUGUUGGAAGUUAAAUUACAUUACACAGUUCUUUUAUGCUGUAUGUGAUUCAAGCGGGUUUAACAGUAUGUAGUUAACUGUUGAAGUAUAAAUAACUUAAUAAUUUAAGUUUUGUUUCAUAGAUAUUUUGGCAUAAAUCUUCUAUUGUAAAAUUGAGCCCAAAGCAAAUUUGCUUUUGAGUUUCAUUAUGCUCAUAACAGUGAGGAGUGAACCAGCGAAUGUCAUCAGUAUGCACUACACUGGAUUCAUGUGUGUAGAUUCUGAUAAGGGCUAUGGUUUAAUAUAGUAUGAGAAAGUUAGUUACUCCAAAAAGUAAAACAGUUUAGCAUCAAAUUAAAAUGAACAUGUGAGUCAAGUGUCAUACUUUGAUUAUUCUUGUUUUGUGUGCAGCUAAUUAUUAUAUUGUAUAUAUGGUCUAAUUCAGUUUUAUGAAAUAUACCAUUUUCCCUCUUUCUCACUUUUUAACCAUUUUAAUGUAAUUUUCUACAUAAAUGUAUAUAAUGUAUAGUUCCAGAAUUCUUUGUGUGGUGUCAUUUGUUGAACAUUUGUUUUAUUGAUCUAUCAAUAUUUUAUGCAGCAAAUGUGAAAUACUUGUUUACAUAUAGAACUUAAUUCCUUAAAUAUUUAUAAUUACAUUUUAAGAACUUAAGCAGUUCCUAAAUAGUAUUUAAUUUACAUGUACUUCCCAGCAAGUAAAUUGUUCCAAAAAAUGUUUGUUUAUUUAGUUUUUUGUUAAUUAUUGUUUUAAAUGUUAUAGUAAAAUUAUAGAUGAAUGUAUAUUAAUACUUUAAUGGUUAAUUAGGUUAAUUAUUCUCGUUUUGGGUACUAAUCUGCAUCUUUUUGUUUUGUUGGAGAAUCAGAAUCACAGGAUAUAAGUGAAUUGCAAGGUGGACUGCAGUACUAUAUGGAUUUGUGUUUGCAUGUACCACCUCAGAUCUUUCCUGUUCAAAAUAUGUGAUCUUCAUGCAAAUAACUUGGCCUCUUGCCAUUUAGGCCAUGUAUCCAAUAUGUAAUGAGUGUAUAAACAGAGUAUGAUUGCACUUUAUUUGUUAUAAGUAUAUAAUACAUAUGAUAUGUCUGAAAAGCAAAGCACUGGAUGCAGAGGGAUUCAGAAAAAAUGAACAUUUAUAGAAGUGCAGAAAGCUAUGGAUAUAUCCAACAGAGUUGGUAAGGUUACGUGGUAAGGAGAGAUUAGAAAGACAGUCUACAUGGUAAGAAAAGUAUGUAAAAAUUACCUGAACACGUGCUAGUAUUACAAAUCAUUUUUAUGAUUUUGAAUGUAAAAUAAUAAAAGAAAUUCAUAUAGAGUUAUCUGAAACCUUAGCAGAACAUGACCAAUUGUUAUGACAAAAUUUUGAUCAUUAAUUAAAUGAGGCACUUUUUGGCUUUAAUUGUGUGACGUUUUAGUGAUGAUCAAGCAUUGGAUUAUAGUAAGUGGCUCUUCUGUUUAAUCACAGACAUUUGUAUGGAAUGAAUUUGUUCACAUUUGGUUCAUAAGAAUAAUCAGAAUAAUGCAUUUAAUAUUUAUUUGUGAUUAACAGUUUUGUUGCUUUAAUUAAAUUUUCUGGACAUGUGAAGAGAUUAUGAGGAACUGUGUAUAUGGUCACUCUUGUAGUGAAAAAGUAACUGAAUACUGGCAAUAUUUAGAAACCAUAAACACAAUCUUAAGUUUACUAGGUGCCAACCCAAAAAGUAUUCUUUAAUAUUAAUCACAAUUUAAAAUACUAGAAAUUUGACCAUCAUGAACACUAGUAUAGAAACUGGAAUACAGAACACCAUUUUGAGUAUUUUUUGGCCUGGUAUAGUAUAUCUAAAGAUGUGGAAUUACAUUGUUUAUUUCUCAACAUUCUUCUUUACUCAGUGCAGGAUUUCUCUCUGUUCUGUUUGCUGUACUUUUAAAUCUACCCUACAUUCACUUUAUUUAUUUUAUUGGCCUGCUGAAGCUAAAGUGGGUCUAAAUUAUGUUGAAAAUUGAGUUUAUACCAGGAAGGAAACAAUGCUUCUUCAUAACAAGGUCCGCUCAGCCGAUCCUAUUUACCCUGACAAUUGUGUGAAACCCAUAAAUACAUUCUGUGCGCAAAAUGCAGAGUUGCUGAUUAUUAAAGUAGGUGGUUGAAAAGUUACCACUGGGCUUUGAGUGGUUAAAAAGUAGCAUUUUACAGAAGACAUUCAAGAUAUUUUUUAAGAAACAUGGACAACAGAUUAUUCUUUCUGUUUUAUUAUAUUUCCAGUCACUGAUACAUUAUACUGUACAGUUCAGCUUGUCAAUGUGAAAACUGUGGCAAACUUAUUUUUAUUUAACUGCUGGAAUAUCCUCCUGUCCAUUUGUAACCUUGAAUUUCCAACUCUUUGGAAACCAUGUUCACAUAAUCCAUCAUAUGGACUGUUUUUCUAAAAUGCAAGUGUAAACAAAGACAUAGUUCAACCAGAGUGGAAUGUGUUAUUGUUAUAUUAAUUAUUACAUAAUCAAACUUGUGACUGUCAUUACCAUUGUCAUAAUUACUAUCAUCUUCAUUAUCAUUAUCCGCAAGCAAGGCUAUAAUUGUAGUACCUUAUGCACUAGGGUAAAAACUCCUUCCAUGUCACACAUAAUUUUUUUCUUAUUGAGUACAAAAAGUGAACAUACUCAUUUCAAAUUACUAAUGUUCAUUACAUAUGACAUACAACAAGUAUCAUAUUAUUAAAUUGGGAUAGAGCAAAGGAGGGAGGCUGAUAAAGUAAAUCAAUGAUGUGUACAUAUCUUUGAGACUUUACGAGCCUUGUAUUACAGUUUGGUGCACUUUGGUUAAAAUUCUACAGUUGUACUGCAGGGUACCAAGGUAUUUAAAAGGAGUAGAACACUUGUGUAAAGAAUAAAAAGUAAUGGAGUUCACUCUAACUUGUGUGAUAUGACAUAAAAUACUAAUUAAAAAUUAAGUGAUAGAUGAGAAUGACACUUUCCAGGAUAGUACGUAAAGGUACAAAUUUUUACAAAUGUAUAUCCAUUGUAUUGCAUCUUUAUUGCAGACUUCGAUGGCAGUGACUACUCUACCAUGAAAUCCGCCCAAUCUUCUGCUAUUGAAGUUUGCAGGGAAGAUGACAUUGAUAUUGCUCAUUUGCCCUUUGCUGGCAAGUGUGCUAAAAUUUUCUGUAAUUGAUGGCAAGGGCUGCUUUCGCUAAACUGAAGUCCACUCAGUAUUGUGCUUAUGAAAGUUGCGCAGAAGAUGACAUUUAAUUUGAAAUGACUGUCUUCUGGGUUGUAGUGCCAUGUAAUGUGGUAGACAUUUACCAGGCUACAUGGCACUAUGACCUAGAAGACAUCCAUCUUUGUGCUCGCCACCAUGAGAACCUCAUAUCUGAUAUUUAAAUUGUUUCUUUGGCCCUUUAAUGCUAAGUGCAGUGUAAUUUCCGGUUCUGUCCAUUAUGUAGAUUUGCAUAAGUAAUGCAUUGGCUUCUUGUGGGUGUUCCGAAUGUGCUACUCUAUGUGACCUUGAAAUGAGUGUGUCUGGAAUUAAAGUAUAAUAUACUUGUGUUUUGAAAAAGGUAUGAUUAAAAGUGUUACCACUUGCUGGUGGGGAAGGAACACAUUUGUAGUUUCUAAUGUCCUAUGUUUACUUGUCCAGAGUUGAAAUUUGUCAACUGAAGUGUGUAUGAUUUAUAGUAUGUGGUGAAUAUUCUGCCAAAAGUCAGAAAGCCUAAAUAUAUUAAAUGUCCAAUCCAAAGGGCCCAGGUAACUUGUAAUUAAGUUUGUUCUUGUUCCUUAUGUAGAGCCUAUGGUGUGAAGAGAUAUGUUGCAAGAUACACAUAAAACAUUUUUUUGUGUGAAUGCAGUUGCGUGAGGAAUUAAUGUAAUAUUACAUUCAUAACUAAUGUUCAGUAACAUCUUAUUUAAAUAAAAGUCACACAUAUUGAACUUAAUAAUGGCCAUUCCAUUAUAAAAUCCUGUGAAUGUGUGAGCACAAUAUGCCACCAAAUAACAUUGAAAAUUAUUGAAAGUUACAUUGUGGUCAAACAAUAACUAAAAAUAUACCAUAAGGGCAUAUGCUGAAAUGGCAGUUUGCCCCAUUCAGUGAAUGCAGAUGUGUUUAUAAUUUUUCGGCUGUUGAUCUUAGUUACAAGCCACAAGUUCUAAGAAUUUAAUAAAUUAACACAAUUGAGGAGUAAAAGUUUUUUAUUGCAUUGUGUGAUCAGAGAACAACAUUUUAAGUAUCAAACUAUCAAUGAGCAGUACACACUGUCAUUCAGGGGGUGAAGCUGAUGCAUGUUACUAGAAUUUCCAUAGCUUGAAGAUUGAGCUUUCACUCCUGAAGCUCAGUUCUUUUAUUAAAAUAUUAUUCUGUGUACAGGACUUAGGUAUGAUGUCAGGUUACUAGGCUCCGAUUAAAAUUGAAGGAUUUUGCAAUGAUGCUUUGAAUCCUAAUGUUUUGUGCUUGUCAAGAGCAAAGGCUUAUUCUGGUAAUAUUGUAUUGUAAAUGAAUUCAUUUACAAGUUUACAGAUCGUAUAAUUGUUUUAUCCUGAAUAUUGGCUUGCAGCAUGUUUUAAUUAAGAUAUUUCUUUCAUUAAUGACAUUGUAUUAGCCUUCCUUUAUACAGUGUGUUCGUACAUGAGGCACUAGACAUGUUUAAUUUUAUGGUGUUUAUUUCAUUCUGUUUAGUGAUUUUCUGUAUGAAAUGUUUAUUCAUAUUUUCUGCUCUUGUAUAAGUUACAAACAUUUUCGUGUAUUUGUCACUGAAUUACUGGUCAAUCAUUUUUAUUACAUAUGAUUAUUACUGUAAAAAUUAUACUGUAAUAUUGCUGCUACUGCUUUCAUCAUUGCUCUACCACUGCAUUUUAAAAAUUCUUUAACAUAUUUGGAAUAUAUCAAAUUAAGUGUGCCUGUUACUCGAAGGAAAUUAAUAUCAUUUCAGUCAUCCAGAUUUUCACUGCCAUUGAAAUUUAAAAUCUUACACAGUGUUUUGUUUUUGAGGUCUGUGAUUUCUAAAUUUUUGGUAGUAUUCUGCACGGUCAGGUAUUUAUAUAUUGGUGUAAGUUUCUGAAAAUUAGAAUUGUAUGUCAGAGAUUAUAAAUCUUAUGUUAGUAAUAUUUUGCCCUGUUAUUUGUUAUUAAAAAUAAAUCAGUUACACUUUUAAUUUAUGUAUUUUUAGAACAAGUUUUUUGAAAAGUAAAUGGCAGCUGUAAAUAUCUAAGAUUCUGGGAUGUAAUAUUCUAAGAGCAUAUAAGUUUAGCUUCAUUUGCAUCAUGAAUACUAUGUAGAAGUCCACCACCAUCUAUACUUAUGUCACCAUGAAGACCUCUAAUUCUGCGUUGUUUUCUGAAGAAGUGAUGGAAAACCAAUAUCCAUAAAUUCUUCUAACUGGUUUAAGCUGGUGAUUGCAGAUCAGGUUGUACCAUGUUAAUUAUGUGAGUUCCCUUGAAAUUUUGGUUUAGAGGUGGUUGGGAAGCCGGUAGUUUAUGUAGGGUUUGUAGAAGGACUAGGUUAGAGUAAAUUGGAAAAUUCCAUGGUGUCUUGUUCAGAUGUAACACAGUGGCAUUGCAUUUGAUUUUGGCAACACAAAGUACCAUCUUUAAAUAUAUGCACAGAUUUCAACAUGAUUUUAUCAAAAUUGACACAGAACUAAAGUAUCCCAGUCUGUUGUGCAGUGAGUUAACUAUUUAUACUUUUUUGUGUUUAAUUUUAUACCUACCAUUGUACCAGAAGCUGAGAUUACCCAAAUUGCGGAUGUCACACAGUUAUCAGGUUAUGUCAAAGAGUUUUCACUAGUGUUUAACAAAAAUUCCAAUAUGAAAUAAUUUGUAUUCUGAAACCUUGGCAACCUUUCUCAGCAAAUGGAUAUACACGCGCUGUAUACUCCACCUAUCUUCUGAAUACCUCCGCUCUUAAUGGUAAUUUUCAUGCAGAUUGAACAUUGUUAUUAACAUCUUAAAUUUUUAUGAAGUUAACAAUUUAAUGACUUUUCCUGUUUAAUUUGUUUUGGUUGUAUGAUGAUGUUUCAAUGUGUUUUAUAAUGAAUCCAUGGUAAAAUGUAACCUUAUAAAAUUCUGGUUCCAGGAAUCAACAAAUAUGAUAAUAAUAAUGCAAGUGAAGAUAGAGGUGAUAAAUUAAUACUGCCAGUACUGCGACUGAUUUUUUAAAAUUAUUUUAAAGUAGGUGUGAAAACAAAAUAGAACCUCAGAUAUAUUAUAACUCUCAGUUUCCUGAACAUAGUGUAUUUUAUACUGUCUCAUGCUCUUGUUACUUCAAAUUGUUUGUUAUUAAAGUUGAACCUGUUGUAUCAUGUGACACCAUUUCUGUGUCAGAUUUUAUUUAACAUUCAACACCAUAGAGUUGCUAUUGAAAUACAUAUGUACAUGGAUUUGUGCUAUCGCUUUAAACUUGUUGAAAAUGGUUGUGUGGCAAGAAAUGGAGCUAUUAAUUGAACAGAAUGUAUUGCUAUGCAACCUCAUCAUUCUGUUUAUUAACCAGAGAUUUUAGCAUCCAUACAAGCUUAAAAACCUAUGGCAUUUGUCAGAAUAUAAUGAUUUUCUUUUAAUUAUACUUGGAGAUAUUUUGUUAUUUAGUAUGCUGUGAAUUUAAAUUAUGGUUUUUCAUCUUUAUUUCAGUCCCUCCCAGUGACCACAUAAUUUCUUUACAAGCAUUUGGAAAUAGUUCCUUGCUAAAUUAAAGGCAAAAAUAUGUCAUUUACGAUACUGAUUUGUAUCUAGUAAUAUGAGCUGUUAACACAUUAUGUAUUUUAUUAGGAUUAUUUCUCAAGAGUGAAUAUCAGAGGAUCAUAGAGAAAAUGCGUUGUGAAAAUUUUGGCAGUGCUGUCCUCUGGGUAGACUGAAGAUUUUGGUAAUGGUUAAGAUUUUUUAUUCCUGCAUUAAGUGAAUAGAAAUGUGUAUGAUUUGAGGAUUUUAUAGUGUGAGUUUAGAUAGUGCCAUAUAUAAACCUUUCAGAGGAACUUGCUGCAUCUGCCUGUAGGUACUUCAAUCUUGUAUCCUCUGAAAUGUUGAUAUACAUCCAGAUUACUACAUGUGUAACAACACAGAAGACCAUGGUCUAAAAUAAAAAUGUGUUCUGUACAAAAUGUGGAUAUUUCUCUCAAGUAAUCCAGUUUGAGCGCUUCCAAUUUAAACCCCAUAAAAUUAAUUUCUGGUGUUACUGACAUGGUAGUUGUCAACAUAAAAAUCUUACAUUAUGAACCUGUGUCUCAAAAUUUUACUCUUUUCUUGUUGCAAAACACAUUGUCAGCAGAAGAGCACAUUCUGAUUUAAGAUUUUGAAACUAAUUUGUUUUAUUUUAUCUCUUUCCAUAUAUAAAUAAAAGUUUGGGCUAUAACAGUAUCUUCAUCAAUAGAAUCUUGUUGAUUUUGAAUCACAAAGAUUAUAAUUGUUUGUAUAAUGAACUGAUAAAAUGUUUUGUUUGAAUCAACUCCAUGGAACAUAAAGAUUCCAGUCACAGUACAAAUAUUUAUUUUACAUACAAAAGAAAUAACAUUAUUAAACAUGUGUCACCUCUUACAUGUGAUCCGGCUUCAUACCACUAAACGAUGAAAGUAGUCAGUAGCCCCUUUGUCUGAGGGUUUAAAUGCCCUGUCCCUCUGCAAUACAGAUUAUAUGUGACUAAUACCUUCAAGUUUUGUGAAUAGCAUGAUGUUUAUUGUAAUGUACUGCAAGACAUAAUUAUAUAUCAAAUUUAAAAUC